Polypterus senegalus (gray bichir) is the source of this 970-nucleotide messenger RNA. RefSeq names its product pro-adrenomedullin-like. Bases 93 to 524 code for a protein of 143 amino acids. The transcript is spliced from 4 exons. Gene Ontology annotation, molecular function: hormone activity. Gene Ontology annotation, cellular component: extracellular region. NCBI's taxonomy places the organism in Eukaryota, Metazoa, Chordata, Cladistia, Polypteriformes, Polypteridae. Gene Ontology annotation, biological process: regulation of systemic arterial blood pressure; adenylate cyclase-activating G protein-coupled receptor signaling pathway; positive regulation of heart rate. The record is from RefSeq and is a predicted model, not a curated record.
ACGCUGCUAAGUGGAAUUGCCAGUGUCAAGGGACGCAAAGGAAACAACACCGAUAUCCUCAAGUGGAGCAUUCGGCUGAAGCCAUUACCAAGAUGUACAAGUCAUUUUUGUUGAUGAGGCCGCUGCCAGUACUGUUGCUGUUGUGCAUGUUCAUGUGCCAAGCUGCCAGCUUCAGGUUACCCGAAGAGAAUAACGUAACCUUUAAGGAGAUGAAGUUUGAGAAGUUGUGGUUUAGACCAGUUCGAAGUACCAUCCACAACACACUGGGUGCUGAAAAACAGUACAUCAGACCUGAGGACCUCCGCGAUGCACUCAAAGUGCCAGUCAGGCCUUUUCCUGUACAGAAUCGGUCAAAACGUGCAGUGUAUAUGCCUAAUCCAAAUCGUGGCUGCCACCUGGGCACCUGCCAACUUCAGAAUUUGGCCAGCCUACUCUACCGAAUGGGUGGAAAGACAGUCAAAGAAGAGUCUAAGCAGAAUAUGUCUGAUCCACAUGGCUAUGGAAGGAGACGACGGCGUCGCUGAGCUUGGCAGCAAGGAAUCUGGUGGACUGGCUUCAAGCUGCUCCCUGAGCCACUUCAAUAACUCUUCCUGGUCCAGGUUGCCUCUGCCUGUGGGCUGCUGCUAUUAUUUAAAGUCCAACAAAAAAAUAGUAAGAAAGCAGUCCAACAAGGAAAGGGAAAGGCAAAAGGAAGACAAAGAAUACUGGAAAAAGUGUGAUUGUCUGAGCCAAGUGAAUGGACACGGUGUGAAGCAGGACGCUGGGAAGAGCGAGCCCUGCCUUGUUGGAGAGAGCAUAUAAAUAUCAACAAUGUACAGAUUCCAUGCCUAAUAUAUUAUAAAUUUAUUUCUUUAUUGAUUUAUUCUUAGUCCCAUUUUUUACAGUUUAAUAAAAAUUCUGGUUGUGCUGGUUCACUCCUGAAGCUGUAAUGUUUGGGAAAGGGUGUGCAAAUAAAACACAAUAUUUGGAA